Trichomonas vaginalis G3 is the source of this 2790-nucleotide messenger RNA. Its product is annotated as KPL2-related family. Lineage: Eukaryota; Parabasalia; Trichomonadida; Trichomonadidae. The coding region runs from base 1 to 2790 and encodes 929 amino acids. The record is from RefSeq and is a predicted model, not a curated record. The transcript has a single exon.
AUGAGCGAACUCCGGAAUUCUCUUGGAACUCGUUCACCAAGAAUUACUACACCACAGCUAAAUCAGACAAAAAACAAGUCAGUGACAACACUGAAAGUAAAAAACAUGCCUAAUGCACGUCUUUUUGUUGAUAAGAAAGAAGGUAUUAGAACAAUGCGUCUUAGAGAACUCGAAGCUGCUCAAGAACGCGAGGAAAAGGAACGCCUCGAAAGAGAAGCCGAUAAAGAACCAAAUGUUUUUACAAUUUUGAAAGAAAGACGUGAAGAAGAAGAGAAUUGCUUGGAUUUCCUUGAUGUAAACAGGCGCAUAUUACGUCAAAGGAACUCAGAUCUCGUUGACGAUCGUCUAAACGCUGAUUAUCAGCAUUAUUUAUACAAAUAUAUUCGUUAUCAGGCAGAAAACGAAACAACGCUCAAAGCAGAGCUCAAAGAGGCUUAUUCCAACAAGCAAAAGUUUUCAGACAACAGAUCUCAUCGCAACGACCAAUAUCUCGAACAAAGGAAGAAAGAUUACGCUAUUUCUCAGAAACGUGUUCAAAUGCUUAUCCAAAAGUUACGCGAUGAGUACAGAAACAACGUGAACAACGCAUUAAGUACAAUAGAAGCUAUUUCUCAAGAAUCAAACAAUACAUCAAUGGAUAUGAUCAAUACAAUGAGCCAAAACAUUACCAAUGGUCUUGUUUCAUCAGCUCUCGCAUUACAGAAAGUUGCUGAUGUCAUUAAUUUCGUUCCUUUCUUCUACAAUGAGUUAAUUCCUCAUUUCCAAGCGAAUGGCUUAGUUUUUGAUAUCAACAACCAACAGAUACCACAAUUCCAUGUUACAAACUACAUGAAAUCCCUUCCUAACGAGACAAACAAGGUCUUUACAACGAUUCUUGAAACAUUUCAACCGGAAUCGAUGACUCCGAAGAUUCUUUCGAGACAAUGCCGCGCGAUAUGUGUUGUUACGAAGCCCCUCGUCUUCUCCGAUGAGCAGAAAGCCAAAAUUGCUGAAACAUUAGGUUGGAAUUAUUAUAAUGUAGAGAAUUUCAACAAUGCUGCCGAAGAAAUAUUCACUCUUCUUUCUACGACAACAGAAGAUGCCUUAAUCUUCGGUUUCCCGCGUACUCCAAGCGAAGCACAAGAUUUGUUUAAUAUGUUCAACCCACAGACCGACAAAGAAGUCAAAUCUCAUCUCCUACCACGUCCUGUGUCCUCCGAAAUCACCCCAUUCGACAAAAUCAUCGAAUUAGACGUCAGCGACAGAAUUAUUGUCGAAGAUGUCUAUUCCAGCUUAGUCAAUCCUGAGGGACAAACAUACGAUGUGAGGACCUUGGACAUCCAGGAUGAGAACCAAUUGACUCAACUCCGAUCAAGUCCAGAUGAGAAUCUCGAUAUUCCACAGUUCCCAAUGAGAAGUGUCACAAUGAAGACCAAUUUCGAUCUUUUACGCGAAGAAUAUGCAAAACAGUACGAAACAAUUGAAUUACAUAACAGAGAAAUAACUGAUGAUCUUAUUAACCAGUUAGCAUCAGUUACAGAGAAGAUAGAGAUGCCACAAGAGCCACAGUAUCCACCAAACAUCUUAAUAGAUAAUUUAAGCUCACAAAUUGCUAAUUUCUCCCCUGAAUUGAAAGAAUUUUUCGUAAAUCAGUGGAAAGGCAUCGAAGAAAGGUACGAAUCUGCAAUCUCAAGAGUAUUCAGCCUCGUAAACCAAUUACAUGUCAGAAUGGUCGAUCAUCUUACGAAGGCAAGAUCCGAAAUGCUGAGUUACCUGUUCAGACCGGGCAACAGCCAGCAGCAUGUAAUCGAGUUCCAGCAAUGGCACUGCACGCAAGUUGAGCGAGGAAUGAGAAGAAUGAGUAAAGUGAAAGAUGAGUGCAAUCUUCGGUUGAAUUCGUUGAGAGAACAAUUAAUCUCAAUAGAGAAUGACCGUAAGAGUGAAGAAGAGUACAAACAGAAGGAUUUAAUGAACUCAUCAUUUAGAACUACACUUUUCGAGACAAUUUCGAACGCUUACACCAUGCUUGCGCAAGCAGAAAUUGAUAGAUGGACAUCCUGCCAUAACAUGAUAAUGGAUAUCAACCAAAUCAUUGUAAAUUUGGAUCUUGCCGUUCCAUUACCAAGAAAGAAACUUCCGUUGAUCGUUGAUUCUAAGACAGAUAAGAGGAAGAGUGCCAAGAAGCCAGCUAGAACUACUCCACUCUCAAAGAGCCGCUUAGAAAACAAAUUACCUCCAUUUGAAACUCCGAUCACAGAAAAUAUUGACACUUUUAAGAAAUUUGUUUCUGACGCGAGCUGCAUUUACAUUCCAUCUACUGCUCCUUUGUCAACACGUGCAAAGAAGCCGGUAAAAGACAAGAAUCCUCUUGCACCUCAUAAAAUCAACGCAAUUGACGAAGUCCAGAAUUGUUUGAGAGAUGAUGAUUCAUUUAUUGUUUCUCAACUUGACAGAAUCAAUGCCAUGUGUUUGGAUGAAAUACAAGCCAUUCAACAGGCAUUCGACAGCUAUGUUGAAGAUUCAAGUAAUUGGAUUUCUUCUCAUUACGAAAAGAGAAAGGCAAUUGCUGAUACAGCUGUUGCAUUCAUGUUCCAGAAAGUUAAUGACGAACAACAGUUGAAUCAACUCAUUUUGUUCAGUGAUGAAAACUGUGUAAUUGAUUACAGCCAGUUGUUGAGUCCAAAUGAGGAAUCUCCGAAGAUUCCUGCUGCAUUUCCUGAAGAUGCAAUCAAGGAAGCAUCUGAUGGACACGCUGAGAACUUGUAUCAGAUAAUUGCUACUUGCGAUGAACAACAAACAGUAUCUAAUUAA